Molecule: messenger RNA, 5994 nt
Organism: Notothenia coriiceps (black rockcod)
Lineage: Eukaryota; Metazoa; Chordata; Actinopteri; Perciformes; Nototheniidae
Product: neurobeachin-like
Exons: 39
Coding region: 1-5994 (1997 amino acids)
Biological process (GO): intracellular protein localization
Cellular component (GO): cytosol; membrane
Molecular function (GO): protein kinase binding
Source: RefSeq, a predicted model, not a curated record
AUGGCCUUUCCCACUCCUCCUCCACCUCCGCCUCCUCCAAACCUUCGCUCCACCUUGGUGGGUGGUGAGUUUGAUCUGGAGACCAACUUCAUUAUCCAAGAUGCAGAGAGCAUCGGCUGCAUGGUGGAGCUGCUGGGCCACUGUGACGUCACCUGCCAGGCUGAGGUCUGGAGCAUGUUCACUGCUAUCCUUCGGAAAAGUGUUCGAAACCUGCAGACCAGCACUGAGGUGGGCCUCAUCCAGCAGGUGCUGCUCAGAAUGAGCUCCGUGGACGACAUGAUUGCAGACUUGCUAGUGGACAUGCUGGGAGUGCUGGCCAGCUACAGCAUCACAGUGAAGGAACUGAAAUUGCUCUUCAGCAUGCUCCGCGGAGAAGGCAACCUCUGGCCAAAGCAUGCCGUCAAAAUGUUGUCGGUGCUGAAUCAGAUGCCCCAGAGACACGGCCCCAAUGCCUUUUUCAACUUUCCUGGACGCAGUGCAGCGGCCAUUGCUUUACCUCCUAUUGCCAAGUGGCCUUAUCAGAAUGGGUUUACAUUCAAUACCUGGUUCAGGAUGGAUCCUUUGAAUAACAUCAAUGUUGACAAGGACAAACCAUAUCUCUACUGCUUUCGGACCAGCAAGGGCAUCGGGUACUCUGCACAUUUUGUCGGGAACUGCUUGAUCGUGACAUCACUGAAGUCAAAAGGGAAAGGUUUCCAGCAUUGUGUGAAGUAUGACUUUCAGCCCAGGAAGUGGUACAUGAUCAGUAUAGUUCACAUCUACAGCCGCUGGAGGAACAGUGAAAUCAGAUGCUAUGUUAACGGACAGCUCGUUUCUUAUGGAGACAUGGCAUGGCACGUCAACACAAAUGAUAGUUAUGAUAAGUGCUUCCUCGGGUCCUCAGAGACAGCCGACGCUAACAGGGUAUUCUGCGGGCAGCUAGGAGCCGUCUACGUGUUCAGUGAAGCCCUCAAUCCAGCACAGAUCUUUGCAAUUCAUCAGCUAGGACCAGGCUAUAAGAGCACUUUUAAGUUUAAGUCAGAGAGUGACAUUCACUUAGCAGAGCAUCACAAGCAGGUGUUGUAUGAUGGUAAGUUGGCCAGCUCCAUCGCCUUCACCUAUAAUGCCAAGGCCACUGACGCCCAGCUCUGCCUGCAGUCCUCGCCUAAAGAAAAUGCCUCCAUCUUUGUGCACUCACCGCACGCCCUUAUGCUACAGGAUGUAAAAGCCACAGGGACUCACUCCAUCCACAGUGCCAUCCACUCCAUUGGUGGGAUACAGGUGCUGUUCCCACUCUUCGCUCAGCUGGACUACCAUCAGCUGAAUGAUAGCCAGGUGGAACCCACUGUAUGUGCCACUCUCCUGGCCUUUCUGGUUGAGCUGCUCAAGAGCUCUGUGGCCAUGCAGGAGCAGAUGCUGGGAGGGAAGGGCUUCUUGGUGAUUGGAUACCUGCUAGAGAAGUCAUCACGUGCACACAUCACCAGGGCUGUAUUAGAGCAAUUCCUGUCCUUUGCUAAAUAUCUGGACAGCCUGGCACACGGGGCCCCCCUGCUGAAGCAGCUGUGUGACCACAUCCUGUUCAAUGCAGCCAUUUGGAUCCACACCCCUGCCAAGGUCCAGCUCUCUCUGUACACAUACCUUUCUGCAGAGUUCAUUGGCACGGCAACCAUCUACAACACAAUUCGUCGAGUGGGCACUGUGCUGCAGCUCAUGCAUACGCUAAAGUAUUACCACUGGGCCGUCAACCCUGCAGACAGCAGCGGAAUCACACCAAAGGGUCUCGAUGGUCCGAGGCCGACCCAAAAAGAAAUAGUUUCUCUUCGGGCAUUCAUGCUUCUCUUCCUCAAGCAACUCAUCCUGAAGGAUCGAGGUGUGAAGGAGGAUGAGCUGCAGAGCAUCCUGAACUAUUUGUUAACAAUGCACGAGGAUGAGAAUCUGCAUGAUGUGUUGCAGCUGGUGGUAGCCCUCAUGUCUGAGCACCCAGCCUCCAUGAUCCCUGCCUUUGACCAGAGAAAUGGAAUACGAGUAAUCUACAAGCUCAUGGCCUCGAAGAGUGAAAGCAUUCGAGUGCAAUCCCUCAAAGUCCUUGGCUACUUCCUCAAGCAUUUAGGCCACAAGAGGAAGGUGGAGAUCAUGCACACACACAGCCUCUUCACUCUGCUGGGAGAGAGGCUCAUGGUGCACACCAACACUGUGUCGGUGACGGUCUACAACACUCUGUACGAGAUUCUGACAGAGCAGGUGUGCACACAGGUAGUUCACAAACCUCAUCCCGAGCCCGACUCCUCCAUCAAGAUUCAGAACCCAAUGAUUCUCAAGGUGGUAGCCACCCUAUUGAAGAACUCCGCCCCCAGUACCGAGCUGAUGGAAGUUCGGAGGCUCUUCCUUUCAGACAUGAUCAAACUGUUUAGUAACAGCAGAGAGAACAGACGGUGCCUGCUUCAGUGCUCCGUAUGGCAGGACUGGAUGUUUUCUCUCUGCUUCAUCAACCCUAAGAACUCUGACGAGCAGAAGAUCACUGAGAUGGUCUACAACAUAUUCCGUAUUCUACUGUAUCAUGCCAUCAAGUAUGAGUGGGGAGGAUGGCGUGUGUGGGUGGACACGCUCUCUAUAGCCCACUCUAAGGUGACAUACGAGGCCCAUAAAGAGUACUUGGCUAAGAUGUAUGAAGAGUACCAGCGUCAGGAGGAGGAGAAUAUAAAAAAAGGAAAGAAGGGCUUUGUCAGCACCAUCUCUGGUCUAUCUGCACAGGCUUCUGGCAUCAAUGGUGUUGUUGAGAUCAGAGAAAUGGACGAUAACUCCAAUACACCUGAGAGUGAGAAGGACUAUGAGAGUGUGGACUCUCGCAUACUGCUGGCUGAGGGGAAGGGGCAUGAGGAGGGUAUGGUAGAUGGAGUCAGCGUCGGUGUUCAUGACCUUCUGGUGGACAUCAAGGCUGAGAAGGUGGAGGCUACAGAGGUAAAGCUAGAUGAUAUAGAAACUCUGGGAGUAUCUGAGAAUGGAGCACUGGUGGAAGUGGAUUCUCUGUUAGAUAGUGUUUAUUGUGCUGCUGCAAAAAAGCUCAGGGGCAGCGUGGAUGACCACAAUGCACACCCCCUCAUUACUCUAGAUGAUGACAAGGACAGUAUCCCUCACAGCAACUUUCUGUUUGGCAAGGUGGCAGGCAGCAUGGAAGACAAGCUUCUGCCUGAUCUGAGUACAGCUGAGCCUCUGGUCUUGCCAAGCACACAGCCCAGAGUCCACACCAGUGCCAGUGAUGAGCUGGGCCUUCUUGCCCACAUGACAGGCCGCUCUGAGCUUGGCUCCUUACCCAGCAUCCUGGAGAACGAUGAGUUUGAACUACAGGCAGCCAUCGAGGGCAUCAGCCCUGUGACUGGCUCUGAGAAUGAAGCCUCUUCCAAAAGCCCAGAGGUCACUGAAGGUACAGAUGGAGCAGAAACUGAAAGAAACUCCUCCAUUUUUAAAACCAGCAGUGCAGCAGAUACAACAAGCAACACUUCGGACACAGAGAAAUCCCACAACAGCAGAGACAAGGAUGCGAGGAAGAUUCAGACGACAGCCACCACACAGAGUCUACAUGGCCGUCUUGCCUCUUCGAUGGACAGGGACCUAUGUGCGGACAUUGGCUUCAGGGGGGCGCCCCUAACAGAGGAGCAGCGGCGGCAGUUCAGCCCCGGCCCACGCACUACCAUGUUCCGCAUCCCAGAGUUCAAAUGGUCAGCCAUGCACCAGAGACUGCUCACCGACCUGCUGUUUGCGCUGGAGAGUGACGUCCAUGUCUGGAGGAGCCACUCCACCAAAUCUGUCAUGGACUUUGUUAACAGCAAUGAGAACAUUAUUUUUGUCCACAACACCAUCCACCUCAUCUCACAAAUGGUAGACAACAUCAUAAUCGCCUGUGGAGGGAUCUUACCCCUUCUCUCAGCGGCAACCUCUCCCACUACGGAGUUGGAGAACAUCGAGGCAACACAGGGCAUGUCCUCUGAGACGGCCAUCACUUUCCUGUCCCGUCUCAUGGUGAUGGUAGACGUGUUGGUUUUCUCCAGCUCCCUGAACUUCAGUGAGAUCGAGGCGGAGAAGAACAUGUCCUCCGGCGGCCUGAUGCGUCAGUGCCUCAGACUUGUGUGUUGUGUGGCUGUUAGGAACUGUCUCGAAUGCAGGCAGAGACACAGAGACAGGGGAAAUAAGUCUUCCAUUCACAACAACAAGACUCAGGAAAUCCUGCAGAACGCUAUGACUUGCAACAAGGACCCUGAUCGCCUCCUGCAGGAUGUGGACAUCAAUCGGCUUCGCGCUGUGGUCUUCCGUGAUGUGGAUGACAGUAAGCAAGCCCAGUUCCUGGCUUUAGCUGUGGUAUACUUCAUCUCUGUCCUGAUGGUCUCCAAGUACCGCGACAUCCUGGAGCCCCAACGCGAGACGGCCAGAAUAAGCCAAUCAGGUCGCAGCAUGCGUCAGGAGAUCAACUCACCAACCAGCACAGAAACCCCCCUAGCAUUUGACAGCAGUAAAGACCACCUUGCACAAUCAGACCUCCACCUGGAGAGCUCCCUUCCCCACACAGACUCUGGUAUCGGAGAGGAGCAGGUAGCCAGCAUCACUAACGGCUCUGAUCUGGAGCACAGCACAGGAGUGCUCAUAUCUACCCUGUCCUCAGAGGUGAAGAGGUCUCAGGAGAGUCUGUCUGACUCUGAAACGCUGCUGAAACCCCCCUCCUCCAUCAUCAGCAUUAGCCAGCCCAAAAAGGGCAUCAAUGUGAAGGAGAUUCUGAAAAGCCUGGUGGCUUCUCCAGUUGAGGGCCUGGAGGCUGGGCUGGAGCCCCUGUCCUACCCGGACCCUGCUGCAAACCCCCAGGCCCAAGCCAUGCUGCCCAUGCAGUUCCACUCCUUUGACAGGAGUGUGGUGGUGCCUGUGAAGAAAACCUCCCCUGGCAGCCUAGCAGUUCACACAGGGGGAGGCAGUAGCAGCACCUCUGCUGGGCUGACAGCUGGCAGCACUCCCAACAUCUUUGCUGCUGCCUCUGCGACUCCCAAAAGCAUGAUCAACACCACAGCUUCUGGAGGAGCCACGGAUGCAGCCCCCUCUUCCUCCUCUUCCUCCAGUUUUGUGAACGGAGCCACCAGUAAGAAUCUCCCGGCCGUGCAGACGGUGGCACCCAUGCCUGAAGACACAGAAGAAAGCAUGAGCAUAACUACAAAGCUGGAGAGGGCCUUGGAGAAGGUGGCCCCCCUGCUGAGAGAGAUCUUCGUGGACUUUGCGCCCUUCCUGUCGCGCACCCUGCUGGGAAGCCAUGGGCAGGAGCUGCUCAUUGAAGGUCUGGUGUGUAUGAAGUCAAGCACCUCAGUGGUGGAGCUCGUCAUGCUGCUUUGCUCUCAGGAAUGGCAGAACUCCAUUCAGAAGAACGCUGGCCUGGCUUUCAUUGAGCUAAUCAACGAAGGACGGUUGCUGUGCCAUGCCAUGAAGGACCACAUAGUGCGGGUUGCCAACGAGGCCGAGUUCAUCCUGAACCGUCAGCGAGCAGAGGACGUCCACAAACAUGCAGAUUUCGAGUCCAACUGCGCCCAAUAUGCUGCUGACAGAAAAGAAGAAGAGAAGAUGUGCGAUCACCUGAUCAGUGCUGCUAAACACAGAGACCAUGUGACGGCCAACCAGUUAAAGCAGAAAAUCGUCAACAUCCUCACCAACAAGCACAGUGCCUGGGGGACCCUGGCCCAGAGUCAGCUGCACGACUUUUGGCGUCUCGACUACUGGGAAGAUGACCUGCGGCGGAGGCGGAGAUUUGUGAGAAAUCCAUUUGGCUCCACCCACUUAGAUGUCACAUGCAAGUCACUGCAGGAGUAUGGCACAGAGGAGGACGAGGUGGUCAAGUCUAAGAAAGUCUUCCGCAUCCAAACCGUGGCCAGCCAGAACCCCGAGACGGAGCUGAUGCUGGAGGGAGACGAAGAUGCCGUCAGCCUGCUGCAGGAGAAGGAGAUGGACAACAUGGGCGGUAAGUCAGCACAGCAGCACCUCCAUUAA